GAUAAAGCAGGGACAUUAAGAAAUAAAUUCCCCCUCACGACCCUCGCUGAGCUUGCUGCGCGGGUCCCUGCAUACUGAUGUAGCCGCGGGGCACGAGCGGCUACUUAGCACAGCGGCUGCUCCGAGGGGCAGCUGCGGUGGGGUGAGCCGGGUCGCGCGUGGGGACGCUGGCAGCCUCCAGGACUGAACUUGGCUAGGCUAGGGCGGAGCGAGGCGGGAGCGCGAGGGGCUGGGAGGGGGCGGGGAGCGCUCGCUCUGGAAGCUCCUACCCUGUGGCGCUGCCGGAGCCUGGAGCAUCCUGCCCCGGAGCGAGGCUCAGGAUCCUCCGCGCGCUCAGCAGCGGCGGGAGGAGGAGGAGGCGCGAGACAGGGGGAUCAGCGACAUCUAUAGCCCUGGAACUGUGCGGGCUUGGAGGCAGCUCCAGGAGCCCCUCCAUCACAUGUGCAUCUGACAAGCUGGUGACCAAGAUGCCCAGAGACUAGUGUCCAUGCUUGUGUGUCAUUUAGACAGUCAUCAGACACAGCAAGCCUCCAGUCUUCCUGACCUUAGGGACACUUCCCAUCACUGCUCCUGACGUCUGCCCGGUCAGCCCUGGCUUCCUUAGAGAGCAAGGAAGGGGCGGGGACACAUGAAAUCAUGCCACCCAAGGUCGAAUGGCAAUGAGCAGGUGACGCCAAGUUGACGUCAAAGACAGAGACGACAGGAACUCUGCAGCCAGCUCUUGUCCCCGAGUCAUCUCAGCUUGGAGGUCUUCUGAAGGACGCGGACACCAUGGAAGAGCAGACAUUUGGGGUUCAGCAGAUCCAACCGAACGUCAUUUCUGUUCGUCUCUUCAAACGCAAAGUCGGGGGUCUGGGCUUCCUGGUGAAGGAACGGGUCAGCAAGCCACCCGUGAUCAUCUCAGACCUGAUUCGAGGAGGUGCCGCGGAGCAGAGUGGCCUUAUCCAAGCCGGAGACAUCAUUCUCGCCGUCAAUGGCCGGCCCCUGGUGGACCUCAGCUAUGACAGCGCCCUGGAGGUACUCAGGGGCAUUGCCUCUGAGACCCACGUGGUCCUCAUUCUGAGGGGCCCUGAGGGCUUCACUACACACCUGGAGACCACCUUCACAGGGGACGGGACCCCCAAGACCAUCCGGGUGACCCAGCCCCUGGGCCCCCCCACCAAAGCUGUCGAUCUGUCCCACCAGCCAUCAGCCAGCAAAGAGCAGCCGUUAGCAGCAGACAGGAUCCCAGGACCUGGUAAUGGGCCACAGCAUGCCCAAGGCAAUGGACAGGAAGCCGGCUCAGUCUCCCAGGCCAACGGUCUGGCCAUUGACCCUUCCAUGAAAAGUACCAAGGCCAACCAACAGGACAGUGGGGAGUGUGACGAACUGCUCAAAGAGAUAGAACCCGUGCUGAGCGCCCUCAACAGCGGGGGUAAGACAGUCAACAGAGGGGGACCAGCCAGAGCAGAGAUGAAAGACACGGGAGUCCAGGUGGACAGAGAGCUCGAUGGCAAACCGCACAAAGCUCUGCCCCUGGGCGGGGAGAAUGACCGCGUCUUCAAUGACCUGUGGGGGAAGGGCAACGUCCCUGUGGUCCUCAACAACCCAUACUCAGAGAAGGAACAGCCCCCUGCCUCAGGGAAACAGUCCCCUACCAAGAACGGCAGUCCUUCCAGGUGCCCCCGCUUCCUCAAGGUCAAGAACUGGGAGACAGACGUGGUCCUCACCGACACCCUUCACCUUAAGAGCACGUUGGAAACGGGGUGCACGGAGCACAUCUGCAUGGGCUCGAUCAUGCUGCCAUCCCAGCACACGCGAAAGCCGGAAGAUGUCCGCACAAAGGACCAGCUCUUCCCACUAGCCAAAGAAUUUCUCGACCAAUACUACUCAUCCAUCAAGAGGUUUGGCUCCAAGGCCCACAUGGACAGGCUGGAGGAGGUGAACAAGGAGAUCGAAAGCACCAGCACCUACCAGCUCAAGGACACCGAGCUCAUCUAUGGCGCCAAGCAUGCCUGGCGGAAUGCCUCUCGGUGUGUGGGCAGGAUCCAGUGGUCCAAGCUGCAGGUGUUUGAUGCCCGAGACUGCACCACGGCCCAUGGCAUGUUCAACUACAUUUGUAACCACGUCAAGUACGCCACCAACAAAGGGAACCUCAGGUCGGCCAUCACCAUAUUCCCUCAGAGGACUGACGGCAAGCAUGACUUUCGAGUGUGGAACUCACAGCUCAUCCGCUAUGCUGGCUACAAGCAGCCCGACGGCUCCACCUUGGGGGACCCAGCCAACGUGCAGUUUACAGAGAUCUGUAUACAGCAGGGCUGGAAAGCCCCAAGAGGCCGCUUCGAUGUCCUGCCGCUCCUGCUCCAGGCCAACGGCAACGACCCCGAGCUCUUCCAGAUCCCCCCAGAGCUGGUGCUGGAAGUACCCAUCAGGCACCCCAAGUUUGACUGGUUCAAGGACCUGGGACUCAAAUGGUAUGGCCUCCCUGCGGUGUCCAACAUGCUGCUGGAGAUUGGGGGCCUGGAAUUCAGCGCUUGUCCCUUCAGCGGCUGGUACAUGGGCACAGAGAUUGGCGUCCGUGACUACUGUGACAACUCUCGGUACAACAUCCUGGAGGAAGUAGCCAAGAAGAUGGAUCUGGACAUGAGGAAGACAUCCUCACUGUGGAAGGACCAGGCACUGGUGGAGAUCAACAUUGCUGUUCUCUACAGCUUCCAGAGUGACAAGGUGACCAUCGUUGACCACCACUCUGCCACCGAGUCCUUCAUCAAGCACAUGGAAAACGAGUACCGCUGCAGAGGGGGCUGCCCGGCAGACUGGGUGUGGAUUGUGCCCCCCAUGUCAGGCAGCAUCACCCCUGUCUUCCACCAGGAGAUGCUCAACUAUCGACUCACCCCAUCCUUUGAAUACCAGCCUGAUCCAUGGAACACCCAUGUGUGGAAGGGCACCAAUGGGACCCCCACAAAGCGGCGAGCCAUUGGCUUCAAGAAAUUGGCAGAAGCCGUCAAGUUCUCAGCCAAGCUGAUGGGGCAGGCCAUGGCCAAGAGGGUCAAAGCGACCAUCCUCUAUGCCACGGAGACAGGCAAAUCACAAGCCUAUGCCAAGACCCUGUGCGAGAUCUUUAAGCAUGCCUUCGAUGCCAAGGCCAUGUCCAUGGAGGAGUACGACAUUGUCCACCUGGAGCAUGAAGCCCUGGUCUUGGUGGUCACCAGCACCUUUGGCAACGGAGACCCCCCCGAGAACGGGGAGAAAUUCGGCUGUGCUUUGAUGGAGAUGAGGCACCCCAACUCUAUGCAGGAGGAGAGGAAGAGCUACAAGGUCCGAUUCAACAGUGUCUCCUCCUAUUCUGACUCCCGCAAGUCAUCAGGCGACGGACCCGACCUCAGAGACAACUUUGAAAGUACUGGACCCCUGGCCAAUGUGAGGUUCUCGGUAUUUGGCCUGGGCUCUCGGGCAUACCCCCAUUUCUGUGCCUUUGGGCAUGCGGUGGAUACCCUCCUGGAGGAGCUGGGAGGGGAGAGGAUUCUGAAGAUGAGGGAAGGUGAUGAGCUCUGCGGGCAGGAAGAAGCUUUCAGGACCUGGGCCAAGAAGGUCUUCAAGGCCGCCUGUGAUGUGUUCUGCGUGGGGGAUGAUGUCAACAUCGAGAAGGCGAACAAUUCCCUCAUCAGCAAUGACCGAAGCUGGAAGAGGAACAAGUUCCGCCUUACAUACGUGGCCGAAGCUCCAGAGCUGACCCAAGGUCUUUCAAAUGUCCACAAAAAGCGAGUCUCAGCCGCUCGGCUCCUCAGCCGCCAAAACCUGCAGAGUCCUAAAUCCAGCCGGUCAACCAUCUUUGUACGUCUCCAUACCAACGGGAAUCAAGAGCUGCAGUACCAGCCAGGGGACCACCUGGGUGUCUUCCCUGGCAACCACGAGGACCUCGUGAAUGCCCUCAUAGAGCGACUGGAGGAUGCACCUCCUGCCAACCACAUGGUGAAGGUGGAGAUGCUAGAGGAGAGGAACACGGCUCUGGGUGUCAUCAGUAAUUGGAAGGAUGAGCCUCGCCUCCCACCCUGCACCAUCUUCCAGGCCUUCAAGUACUACCUGGACAUCACCACGCCACCCACUCCCCUGCAGCUGCAGCAGUUCGCCUCCCUGGCCACCAGUGAGAAAGAGAAGCAGCGGCUGCUGGUCCUCAGCAAGGGGCUGCAGGAAUACGAGGAGUGGAAAUGGGGUAAGAACCCCACAAUGGUGGAGGUGCUGGAGGAAUUCCCGUCCAUCCAGAUGCCGGCCACGCUUCUCCUCACACAGCUGUCGCUGCUGCAGCCCCGUUACUAUUCUAUCAGCUCCUCUCCUGACAUGUACCCCGACGAGGUGCACCUCACCGUGGCCAUUGUCUCCUACCACACCAGAGAUGGGGAAGGACCGAUCCACCACGGGGUGUGCUCCUCCUGGCUCAACCGAAUACAGGCUGAUGACGUAGUCCCCUGCUUCGUGAGAGGUGCUCCUAGCUUCCACCUGCCUCGAAACCCCCAGGUCCCUUGCAUCCUGGUUGGCCCAGGCACCGGCAUCGCGCCCUUCCGAAGCUUCUGGCAACAGCGACAAUUUGACAUCCAACACAAAGGAAUGAAACCCUGCCCCAUGGUCCUGGUCUUCGGGUGUCGACAAUCCAAGAUAGAUCACAUCUACAGAGAGGAGACCCUGCAGGCCAAGAACAAGGGCGUCUUCAGAGAGCUGUACACUGCCUACUCCCGGGAACCCGACAGGCCAAAGAAAUACGUCCAGGAUGUGCUGCAGGAGCAGCUGGCCGAGUCUGUGUACCGUGCCCUGAAGGAGCAAGGAGGUCACAUCUACGUCUGUGGGGAUGUUACCAUGGCCGCCGACGUGCUCAAAGCUAUCCAGCGCAUAAUGACCCAGCAGGGGAAGCUAUCCGAGGAGGAUGCUGGUGUGUUCAUCAGCAGACUGAGGGAUGACAACCGGUACCAUGAAGACAUCUUUGGAGUCACCCUGAGAACAUAUGAAGUGACCAACCGCCUUAGAUCUGAGUCCAUUGCCUUCAUUGAAGAGAGCAAAAAAGACACAGAUGAGGUUUUCAGCUCCUAACUGGAUCCUCCUGCCCCAUGGGAUGGCGGGGUGGCCGCCCCAAGUGCCCAAGCGAGGGCGGCCGCAGGUUGAGUAAACGCGGACACACACGGCUGAACCUUCCCCACGGGACCCCGAGCGGCUCCACCCUGCCUCUUGUCCUGUUGCUGUGUCCUGGUCCUUCCCCUCCCUCUGGGCUUUCUCUCCCCCAUCCUGGGUUUUCUCCUUGACUCUUCAGCUGCCAUGCAUCUCCCUGGUACCCUGCAGUGGCUCUUGCAAAACCGUGUCCUCCCUACCCAAUUGGCUGCCAAGGGCAGGUUGCGGCGCAUGCAACUACUGGGACACUGCUGUCGCUCCUGCUGGGGUCUGAAGGUAGCUGGCACUGGGGCUUCAGAUCGCCCUGAGCCGGCUCCUUGGACACCUCAGCCCCCUUCCGUCCGUUUCUAUGAUGGGGUAUGUAUGUGUGCGUGUGACGGGCCUACGUCAUUCUCUGUCCUCUUGCCUGCACGUGCGUGCUCACGUUACAUACAAGUCCACUGCCUUCGAGAAGGACGUUCAGUGCCAUGAAGCACGUUCCUAGCUGCUGUUAAUCCCUCCCACAUCCACCAUGACAGGCUUGCGUCAGCCUCCCUGAAACACAUUAAGUCCCAUUACUAAUCUAAGUGAACCAAUCACAGACAGAGGUAGGCAUGGGGUGAGAGAGAGGUAUUUCUUUGAAGGAGCCAAUCGGAGGAUCCGAGCUGUUCAGAGUCUCACCGUGUCAGCAGAGGUCUGUCUGGGAAAGUUACUCAGACAGUGGAUGGGGCAAGCCCCUCCCCACUCCCACCAGCCCUAUCUUGGGCCAUGAGAUGUUAGGCAUCUCUCUUAGGCAACCCCAGCCAUGGGCCCAGCAGCCAUGCUGGGCAGUGAAGCAUGCUGGGAGUUGGGACUUUGCUAUUAAGAGUGUUUGGGUAAUUCUUUCUAAGUUUGUUCUUAUUACAUGAACGAAUGGGCCUUCUUUAGUGGUUUGGAGCCUUAGGAAAUGUCAAGGAAGAAUAGGAUAACUGUUUUUUUUUUUUUUUAUUUCUCCAAAUGGGCUUGCCUCCUGCUUGAAAAUAACUUCCUUCCCCCAAAAUGAGGAGCAUGGGCAACAGUGAGAAUUUUAGCCAUGACAAGUUGGCCCUCAGAGGCAACCAUCUUCUGAGUCAGCGGAGUGGUCUCUUAUCUGAAUAAAUGCAUAAACAAAUAAAUAAAAACUACACCAGACAGUCAGGAAACCCCCAUGGACCCCAGGCUCAAGAGAUUGGCUCUGGGUCCCAUGUUCUGUGCUCCUGUUUGGUUUAGUGAGACAGAAAAACAAAAAACAUUUCCUCUAUGCCUGAGCUGGUAUCUGGCCCUCCUGAUGCUAAGUAUGGAGGCUAUCAAACAGAAAGUGCUAAGGGCUUUACAGCUGCAGGUCCAAACCCUAAGGGCUUUAAUCCCACCCACUUUCUCUCUCUCUCUCUCUCUCUCUCUCUCUCUCUCUCUCUCUCCUUUUCUUCAUUCCUUCCUUUAUUUCCUUUCUUUUUUUCCAGACAAGGUCUCCUGUUGCCCAGGCUGGCUUUGAACUCACGACCUUGAAAUCCUAAUACUCCUGCCUCUACUUCCCUUGUACUAAGAUUACAAGUGUGCACAACCACAUCCAGUUUAUGCUUUGCCAGAGGGUCAAACCCAGGACCUCCUGCAUGCUAGGUGAACACUCUACCAACUGAGCUACACCCCCCAGCCUUCAAUCCCCACCCCCAAGUUCAGAGACAGGUUUCAUGUACCACGGGACACCUCCACCGUGUCCCAUCACCAACUUUGCCCCAUUUAUAAUCUCACCUGCCCUCCUUUACCAGUGUUUCCCAACUGGUCUUCCAUGACUGCAGAGACUAAGCCCCCAGUGCCCUAGAGCCACCUUCUAUAGCCUGGAGGCAAGGCAGUGACCUUGGGAGGAUGCUACCAUCCUCCCAACACAGUUCCCACCACUUUAUCCCAAGGGACUUACUUCUCAACCCUUCAAGCCUCUGGGGACACUUCUUGAGAUGUAGCUGAUUCCCCAGAUCUAAACUGCUGUGUCCAACCUCCACGGAAGAACCAUCUCUCUCCGCACGCCAAGCUGCAUGCACGCAUGCAUGGGUGAUUUUCGCACCUCUGAAUAAGGAGUGCUUUCUCUGUGACAGGCUCUUCCCUACCCCCAUCCCCAAAUAUCCGGGUGCUUCCAGUAGCAGGUAGGGCAGAUGGAAGCCUCCUAUCACUUGCCAGAGAGUCCAAAGAUAGGAUUACAUAACCAGGUUCAAAAGAGAUCUUUGUUUUUCAGUGCUGGGGAUGGACCAAGGACCUCACACAUGUCAGGCUGAGCUAUGUCCUCAACCCCCAAGAGAGAAUGGUUGAUUUCAAAAGACCUUUGAACUCUUAAUGCAGGCACUUCCUUAGCUCCUGGCUAGAAGGCCGGAGAUCAGGUCGGAUGCCUAUCUCUCCUUUCCAAAAAGCCUUAAGUAGUUUAUCCAAAGGCGAAGCAAGCUGGGCAUCCAGGGUGGGUCAACACUGCCCUCUGCUGAUGGAUUUUUUAGUUCAGGCCCACAGGUGGCAAUAGGUGCAAAGUGUGGCUUAGAAUAAGAGAGCAGAGUGGGUGAGCAUUUUCAGAGGCCCAGCUUGUAGCUGGUUUGUUUACCUCACCUUCUAUGUCGCCAAUACUCCAGCCCCAUUUCACAAGAGUGGGCUUGGCCAAGAGGAAGGUGAUCCCUCAAAACAGGAGGGCUGGAGACUUAUGUUCCCUGCCAUUCCUGUGACUCCUUCCCUAAGUUCAGCCCGUGGGAGGGAAGAGGGCUUCCCUGCAUGUCUUUGAAGCAUGUCCUUGGAGAAGAAAGCAGUUGAUUCUCUUUGGGGGGGGGGGGGGAGGGAGAAUACUUAGAUCCUCCUAUGAAGCUUUGCAAGCAGACCUGCUCACAGGUGCCAUUGCUGCCUCGCUUACACAGAAGGCCUGGUUCCUUGACAAUUCUGAGAAUCCAGAUUUUGUCUGAGCAAGACAAUGCUACAUGACAGUACCAGCCCAGUCUCUGAUGAGCUUCUGUCUUCCCCUUUCCUUAUACCACGCUCAACUUCCACAGCUGGUGGACAGCACCAUUCUGACAUCAAGAUCGUGGCUGUCACUAGCUUGAACAAGGGGAGGGGCAGGCAAAGUCACAGAUUCUUAGGCUAAGUCAGCAAGACCUGGUGCCUAUUAUAGAGAGUGAAGACAGAGAGAGUUGAGAGAGUCUGGUCUUCCAGGGGACAAAGAAGUCAAGCCUCAGUUCAAAGGAAGAAAGCUGAAUGGCCAGAAAACACAGGCCCAAGGGUAUGGAUUUCCUAGACAAAGACUCCUGCUUCGGGAAGCAAGAAUUGAGGUUUUGUUCUAGCCCAAGGCAAAAUAGACAGGUUCUGACCCUGCUGUUUGAGCCCCCCCAUUCCUGCAGCCUCUCUCUCUUCCUCUCUUUCUCCCUCUCCCUUUCUCUCUCCUCCCCCUCUCUCUUACACAUACACACACACACACACACACACACACACACAGCCUUUCACUGUGCCCUAGGAAAAUUGUGAGCUUCCAGACUGAGUUCAGCCAAGGUUUAUUUUUAUUUUCCUUCCAACUCGGCCUCUGACUCCUCAGAACCCAAUGCAGACAGCCGUCAUUUGCAGGGGUUCGGCCUUGAGGGGUCCAGGCCAGCCUGCCUUUUUUUCUUUUUCUCAUUCACUGCUAGACCCCACCUAGAGGGAAAGGCACCUAAGAGAUCAGGUUGGCCAAGCUGUGUCUCAAACGUGAAGACCCAGGGACCCCUAAGGAAUCUGUUUCCUAUCAGGAGUGGGAUAUUUUAAUUCCCAAUGCCAAAUGCUCCAAAAUCUAAAAUGCUUUGAGAACCAACAAGAUACCACAAACUUUAGCUCCUCUACAGAAGUAUUUAAAAGAAUGCAUAGACAGGGCAUAAAGCUCAAGGGUACAGCUUGCCAAUCACACCGAGUCCUGGAGUCUAACCCAGCACCGUAAAUAAAUCACCUCAGGCUAUGUAUGUCGGAUGUAUAUGUGAAACAUAAAUGAAGUUCAUGUUUAGAGGUGGCUCCCGUCUGCCAACUACCCCAUCAUGAAUAUGCAAAUGUUGCAAAAUUUAAAAAAAAAAGAAAACAA
Meriones unguiculatus (Mongolian gerbil) is the source of this 9199-nucleotide messenger RNA. RefSeq names its product nitric oxide synthase 1 (gene Nos1). The record is from RefSeq and is a predicted model, not a curated record. Gene Ontology annotation, molecular function: nitric-oxide synthase activity; NADP binding; flavin adenine dinucleotide binding. The transcript has 29 exons. Gene Ontology annotation, biological process: nitric oxide biosynthetic process. Lineage: Eukaryota; Metazoa; Chordata; Mammalia; Rodentia; Muridae. Bases 772 to 5061 code for a protein of 1429 amino acids.